Messenger RNA from Astyanax mexicanus (Mexican tetra), 2107 nucleotides. It is a transcript of the gene kbtbd4, whose product is annotated as kelch repeat and BTB (POZ) domain containing 4. The coding region runs from base 138 to 1709 and encodes 523 amino acids. Lineage: Eukaryota; Metazoa; Chordata; Actinopteri; Characiformes; Acestrorhamphidae. The transcript is spliced from 5 exons. Gene Ontology annotation, molecular function: protein binding. The record is from RefSeq and is a predicted model, not a curated record.
ACUUGUCAGCGCUGACAUCACCAGCAGCGCGCCGCCCUGCACAGCAAAACAUCACACACGCGCUUCACCUGAGAGUUUCAGCUGGAAGUUCCUGCAAAAGCCUGCUGAGGAGACGCUGCCUUCACCCAGCAGAUGCCAUGGAGUCCGGGGAUGAUGGGGGCCUCAGUGUGGGAGGCUCGUCCGGAGAGGAGAACUACUUUCAGGGCUACACGUUCACAGACCGCUCCCACUCCAGCCGCGUGGUGAAGAGCAUCAUGGACCUGUGCCUGGAGGACGGCCUAUUCGCCGACGUCUCCAUCACGGUGGACGGCAAGGAGUUCCAGCUGCACCGCCUGGUGCUGUCGGCGCAGAGCAGUUUCUUCAGGUCCAUGUUCACCUCCAACCUCCGAGAGGCCCACGACCGCAACAUCGAGCUUAAGGACGUGAGCGCAUCCGUCUUCCAGCUGCUGGUGGACUACAUCUACCACGGCACCAUCAAGCUGCAGGUAGAAGACCUGCAGGACACCUACGAGAUGGCUGACAUGUACCAGCUGACAGCCCUGUUCGAGGAGUGCUCCCGCUUCCUCUCGAGAACAGUGGAAGUCAAGAACUGCCUGCAGGUGAUGUGGCUGGCAGACAGGCACAGUGAUCAGGAACUGUACACAGCAGCUAAACAUUGUGCCAAGAUUCAUCUUGUCCAGUUGCACCAGACAGAUGAGUUUCUCAACCUGCCUUUGCGUCUCCUCAUGGACAUCAUCAAAGAUGGCGUUCCAAGCUCUCAAAAUCCAACAGCAGCAAUCGAGUCUUGGAUAAACCACAACAAAGUUGAGCGAGAGGAGUUUUCAGACAUGCUCUCAGAUGGCCUAAAGGAAAUUGGUGAGAACGUGCACAUCUACCUGAUAGGUAAGGAGGACACACGAACACACUCACUGGCUGUGUCACUUCACUGCGAUGAGGACGACGCCAUCAGUGUGAGCGGUCAAAACAGCCUGUGCCACCAGAUCACAGCUGCCUGUAAACAUGGCGGUGACCUGUACGUGGUAGGUGGCUCCAUCCCACGCCGUAUGUGGAAGUGCAAUAUGCACACCAUGGACUGGGAGCGCUGUGCUCCGCUGCCUCGUGAUCGCCUACACCAAGCGCUGGUGUCUGUGGCCAGUGAGGAUACCAUCUACUCGUUAGGGGGCAAGACCAUAAAGGACACUUUGUCCAGUGCAGUGAUCUUCUACAAGGUGCGGGACAACAUGUGGACUGAGACGAGCCAGCUGGAUACAGCCGUGUCGGGUGCUGCCGGAGUCAACCUAGGUGGGACCAUCUAUCUGCUAGGUGGGGAGGAAAAUGACGCUGACUUUUUCACCAAACCAUCUCGCCUUAUUCAGUGCCUUGAAACAACCACGCAAAAGUGCCAGACCAAGCCAUACAUGCUGCCCUUUGCUGGAUGCAUGCACGCCACUGCUCAUAAGGACUUGAUCUUUGUAGUGGCUGAGGGUGACUCUUUGGUAUGCUACAACCCGCUGCUGGACAGCUUCACCCGCCUUCGCUUCCCGGAGGUAUGGAGCUGUGUGCCCUCGCUGUGGAAGGUGGCCAGCUGUAAUGGUUGUAUUUACGUCUUCAGGGACAAAUGUAAAAAGGGAGAUGCUAACACAUUAAAGUUAAACCCUGCCACUUCUGUAGUGUCCGUGAUCAAGGGAAUCAAAAUCCUGCUCACAAACUGGCAGUUCGUAUUGGCCUGAUGUUCAACAUCGGAACAACAUUUCAAAUGUUUACAUUGUGGGGGACCAUGUGGACUUUAAGCCUACAGUUUGCAGUGAUGGUGGUGAACAUAUAUUGUAGUAGGAAAAAGCCGUAGUUCAAGACCGUGGUUUUGUUCUUUUGCUUUUGUGUUACAAGCUUUAUGCAGUCGUGCAAUGUGUUACACUGCUGCCGCACAGUGUCAGUGAAAGUGGUAUGAAGUUUGAUGGGUACGUUUACUUUACUUUUUUGGUGUCAACCUUGAAGUGUGAGUUUUUUAAGUGAUUAUGUUGCAAACAGUAUGAACUACCAAUGUUAUUGUCUCAGUAGUAAUUGAUUGUCUUGAUACAAAAGUAGUUUGUCAAUAAAUGCUCACCAGAAGGUUUGAGUGCAGGUUAAA